Molecule: messenger RNA, 1940 nt
Organism: Diceros bicornis minor
Lineage: Eukaryota; Metazoa; Chordata; Mammalia; Perissodactyla; Rhinocerotidae
Gene: SLC25A38
Product: solute carrier family 25 member 38
Exons: 7
Coding region: 332-1246 (304 amino acids)
Biological process (GO): glycine import into mitochondrion
Cellular component (GO): mitochondrion; mitochondrial inner membrane
Molecular function (GO): glycine transmembrane transporter activity
Source: RefSeq, a predicted model, not a curated record
CGGCUUUCUCCACCGGCUGGUACACACGGCCUGAUUUCCUCAGGUCCUGAAGACUGCGGCGAGGCAGGAUGGGCCGGAGAGCAGAGCCGCGGUGUCUGCGGAGCGAGUGAAGAGCGGCGAGUAGUUGCCGGGUCCGGCGCCCGGAGCUACGCACGGGCGGUGGGUGCUCAGGUCCUGACUCCCGACAGGCACAGACGGCAGAGCCCCCGCCUUAGAACGCAUCUCCGGGCUACCGCCAUCACGUCGUUUUGUCCUCUGAGGUCCCCAGGGCCGGACCUGAGCUCCCACCGACGCCACCCUGAGCCCAGUGCACUCGCAGGCCUCCUCUCCAAUGAUUCAGAAGUCACGCCCGGCGCUGCUGCAGCCUCAGGAUGUCGGAGACAGAGUGGAAACGCUUAUGUUGCAUCCAGUGAUCAAAGCUUUCCUGUGUGGCUCCAUCAGUGGUACUUGCUCUACCCUCCUUUUCCAACCUCUGGAUCUCCUGAAAACACGCUUGCAGACUCUCCAGCCCUCCGCCCACGGAUCCAGACGUGUCGGGAUGCUGGCUCUGCUCUUGAAGGUGGUUCGCACGGAGAGUCUUCUGGGCCUCUGGAAAGGGAUGUCCCCUUCCAUUGUGAGGUGUGUUCCUGGCGUUGGAAUCUACUUUGGCACUCUCUACUCUUUGAAGCAGUACUUCCUGCGAGGCCAUCCCCCCACUGCCCUGGAGUCGGUCAUACUAGGGGUGGGCUCUCGCUCAGUUGCAGGGGUCUGCAUGUCGCCUAUCACUGUGAUCAAGACACGUUACGAGAGUGGGAGGUAUGGCUAUGAGAGCAUCUACGCAGCCCUGAGGAGCAUCUAUCGCAACGAGGGGCACCGGGGCCUCUUCAGCGGCCUGACAGCGACACUCCUUCGUGAUGCACCCUUUUCUGGAAUCUACCUGAUGUUUUACAACCAGACCAAAAACAUUGUGCUCCACGACCGGUUGGAUGUAGCCUUUAUUCCUGUUGUAAAUUUCAGCUGUGGGAUAUUUGCUGGUAUUCUGGCCUCACUGGUAACUCAACCUGCAGAUGUUAUCAAAACUCAUAUGCAGCUCUCCCCAGUGAAAUUUCGGUGGAUUGGCCAGGCAGUGACACUCAUUUUCAAAGACUAUGGGCUGCGUGGCUUCUUCCAAGGUGGCGUCCCCCGGGCCCUCCGCAGAACUCUGAUGGCAGCCAUGGCGUGGACAGUCUAUGAAGAGAUGAUGGCCAAGAUGGGCCUGAAGUCCUGACCCAGUACCUUCCUAGAGGGAACUGGGAAAAGAUGGGAUCCGUUGCCCUGCCUGGUUUGGGCCAUAGGCUGCCUCCUCUCACGAUCCUGAAGUAAGAUGAAGUCCUAUCUGGAAAGCGAGGCAGAUAUGUCACCCUGUUACUCAGUUCAAGUAGAGAAUAGAUGAGCCUGACUCAAGCCUUCAGAAUCUCCCCAAAGAGGAGUCAACUGAUACACACAGCACUUUGGGGAGUUAGGAAAAGGGUUUGCAUACCCUGCAAGGCUACUUGAAAAGGCAUUUCCAGAGAGAGCCCUGCCAGGUGGCUCCACCUCAGCCACCCUCCUGUACCACGGUGCCUCUUUGGGUCUGUUCCUGGGCAAGGAAUCACAGAGCCAGAGCUGUGGGCUGCCUGCUGUGGCCGAGGAGCUCCAGCAGGGAACGCUGGAUCUUCAGAGAAAGGAGUGACUGUUACCAGGCUGAAGUCUGCAUCUGAGGUGAUGUGAGGAUGAGGAAGAUAAGAUGUCACUACUUAACUGGUUCCUAAUCAACUUCUCAGAGGCUCUGGAGAAGGGGGGACAGUGGCUUCCUAGCCUCUUAAGUGUCCAAAUUAAAUUGUUUGAUCUUGGCCCCAGCACUGUCUCAACUCUAAGUUGUUCUGGCAUUUUUCUGCAGCAAAAGUUCAGAUAAAUAAAGUGAAGCACUUUAUCAUUGAAAA